AUGCCUACAACAUUGGCCAACCUUGUAUGUCCUCCCCAUGUUCAUUUAAACACAUCUGCCUUUAUUGUAAAGACCCCCACCCCAGAUUUCAAUGCACAAAGGCCAAAAACAAUCCUCAAUCAAUCAGUGGUCAAUCAACAAAAGCCCAACCCAACAGUCAAAAUAACAAGGCCUUCCCAGCCCAGUAAACCCUUGUCGGCUCAUCCUGAUGAAGAGGCCAAGGUUCAGUAUGAUACCAUCCAUUCAGUUAUAGAAUUAGUCAAAAAGUUUGGAAAAAAAUGCCUGAUGGCAAAAACAGAUAUAGAAGAUGCUUUCCGCAUCAUUCCUAUUCACACUGAAUGCUAUAAAUUUAGUGCCUUGCAGUGGAUUAUGCUUACUAAAUUUGGAGCAGGUGGUAUGUCACAUAUGAUAGAUGAUUUCUUCUUUAUCGGUGCAAAAGGUUCCAAGGAUUGUGAUCGAGAUUUAAAACAGUUUAUUUCCUUGUGUUCAGAAAUUGGUGUACCAAUCAAACAUGAUAAAACUGUUUUACCAUCUACAGUUAUAACAAUCUAUGGCAUAGAGAUAGAUUCAGAAGCUAUGGAAUGUAGAUUACCUAUGGAUAAGGUGGAAAAGAUUCGCAGUCAGUUACAAACCUUUUCAAAAAGGAAGAAAGUAACUCUGACAGAGUUACGAUCAUUACUGGGUUUGCUAAAUUUUGCUUCUUCUGUUAUUUGUCCUGGUAGGGCCUUUUUAAGACGCCUUACGGAUCUUACAAAAGGUACACCUAAGCCUCACUAUUUCAAGGUUAGACUCAACAAGGAAGCAAGGUUAGAUAUCAAAGCUUGGCUUAUGUUCAUUGAAAAUUUCAAUAAUAAGUCUGUCUUCAAAGAAGACAAUUUUGUUUCUUCUGAUCAUUUGAAGUUGUAUACUGAUGCAUCAGGAUCUCAGGGGUUUGCUGGUGUGUUAGGAGCAAAGUGGUUUGCAAGUGAAUGGCCCUCUGAUUUUUGUGAUCUACAAAUUGCUAUCAAAGAAUUAUUCCCAAUUGUACUAGCUUUAGAAGUGUGGGGAGAUAUUCUGGAGAAUAGGAAUGUAUUAUUUCUCACUGAUAAUGCUGCAGUAGCUUGUGUAACAUAUAAACAAUCAUCAAAAGAACCAAUUAUCAUGCGGUUAAUUAGAAGACUAGUUGUCGUAUGCAUGUGCAAGAAUAUUCAUUUCAAAGCACAGCACAUUCCAGGAAAAGUAAACGUAGUUGCUGAUGGUUUAUCUCGGCUUAAAUUUCAGGAGUUACGACGAACAGCUCCUUGGUUGGAUCUCAAAGCAACUCCAAUUCCACCAGAGCUAAUGAACAUUUGA
Molecule: messenger RNA, 1332 nt
Organism: Saccostrea echinata
Lineage: Eukaryota; Metazoa; Mollusca; Bivalvia; Ostreida; Ostreidae
Exons: 3
Coding region: 1-1332 (443 amino acids)
Source: RefSeq, a predicted model, not a curated record